This is a messenger RNA of Lycium ferocissimum, 693 nucleotides long. RefSeq lists its product as uncharacterized. The transcript is spliced from 6 exons. Gene Ontology annotation, molecular function: structural constituent of ribosome. NCBI's taxonomy places the organism in Eukaryota, Viridiplantae, Streptophyta, Magnoliopsida, Solanales, Solanaceae. Gene Ontology annotation, cellular component: large ribosomal subunit; ribosome. Bases 1 to 648 code for a protein of 215 amino acids. Gene Ontology annotation, biological process: translation. The record is from RefSeq and is a predicted model, not a curated record.
AUGACAAAAUUUAGGAAAUUGAAUCGUCCAACAGGACAUCGUAUGUCCAUGCUCAGGACAAUGGGGUCGGAAUUAGUGAAGCAUGAGCGGAUUGAAACCACUGUUGCUAAGGUAAUAAUAGCACCUUUGUAUUUGCCCAGUCUUUGGAACUUGGGGCCCGAGAGAACUCUAUCUGCUGCAAGACAGGCAGCUGCCUUUGUACGCGGGGAUGCUGUCAUUCAUAAGCUCUUUACUGAAUUGGCUUACAGAUACAAAGAUAGAGCUGGUGGAUACACGAGAAUGCUCCGAACUCGGAUUCGAGUAGGUGAUGCUGCAGAAAUGGCCUAUAUAGAGUUUAUUGAUAGAGAAAAUGAACUUAGACAAUCCAAACCACCAAAUCCUCAACCUCCACAGAGACCAGCCAUGGAUCCCUGGACAAGAUCUCGGCUCAGCAGACAGUUUGCACCACCUAAGGAGGAGAAAUUAUCGACUCUGAUAGUUAAUACAAGUUUUUCUGGGAAGUGCAUUCAAGAUGAUUGUUUUGUCUUUUCAAUUCAUAAUGAUAUAUCUGGUUUUACAUGUUUGGAGCCUACAUGUAGUAGUGUAAUGAUAAUAAUGUUUCAUUCAACAGCACUAGGCAUGGUGAUUGGUAAAUUCAACUGGUUUUAAGCUUCUGUAUUUUCCAGCCUGCAGUGUACUCCAGUUGUAACCCCA